Panicum hallii is the source of this 996-nucleotide messenger RNA. RefSeq names its product ethylene-responsive transcription factor 15-like. The transcript has a single exon. Bases 1 to 996 code for a protein of 331 amino acids. Gene Ontology annotation, molecular function: DNA binding; DNA-binding transcription factor activity. Gene Ontology annotation, biological process: regulation of DNA-templated transcription; ethylene-activated signaling pathway. Lineage: Eukaryota; Viridiplantae; Streptophyta; Magnoliopsida; Poales; Poaceae. The record is from RefSeq and is a predicted model, not a curated record.
AUGGAACAGGAGCUUUACACCUCCUCCGCCUCCUGCUGGUACCCUGCCGCGGAACCAGCCGCGUCGCCCACCUUCGACUCCGGCGCGACGGACGGCGGCGUGCUACUGCAGCUCGAAGCCUUCCUCCUCGACGGCAUAGACGCCGAGCCAGCCGAGGUGUGCUCCGACUGGUUCUCUCCCUCGUCGUCCUCCACGGCCUCUAAUUCCUCGGAGGUGGGAGCGGCAAUGGGAUCAUCCGCGACCAUUGGCGAUUCUCAGCAUUGGAUGCCGGGUACGGAUGACACCGACGACAUGCUGCUGCAGCUCGACGCCUUCCUCCUUGGCACCGACGCCGACGCCGCGGAGGAGUGCUCCGACUGGCUCUCUCCCUCGUCCCCGUCCUCCUCUGAGGCGGCCACGGUAUCGCGGAGCACGCCGGGACAGCACCAGCUGCCGAACGCGGACGCCUCGCCGGGCGAGAAGCGGCAGGCCUUCAUCGGCGUGCGCAAGCGGCCGUGGGGCAAGUUCGCCGCCGAGAUCCGGGACUCCACGCGGAAGGGCGCCCGCGUGUGGAUCGGCACGUUCGACACCCCCGAGGCCGCCGCGCUCGCCUACGACCAGGCCGCCUUCUCCGCGCGCGGCGCCGGCGCCGUCCUCAACUUCCCCGUCGAGCGCGUGCGGGAGUCGCUGGGCGCGCUCGCGCUCCCCGGCGCGGGCGCGGGCUGCGGCGGUUCCCCCGUCCUCGCGCUGAAGCGGCGGCACUCCAAGCGCACGCGCAGGCGCAAGCUCUCACCAACCACCGACAACAGCAAGAAUGCAAUGGCACAGCAGCCGCUGGCGCAUCAGAGCUCUGAUGUGUCCGGUAUGGCUGCGGCCGUGCCGCUGCAGCAGACGACGACGCCGCCCACGACCAGCGCCAGUCAGUGCCAAUGCGGCACUGUGGAGCUUGAUGACCUCGACGACGAAUACUUGGAGGAGCUCCUCCUGGUAGUAUCGUCCGAGUUGGGAGAGUACUAG